UGUGGCCGGGAUGCCGCUGCUGCAGCCAGCUAAACGUUGAGGGAUUUAAUUAAUCUUCUGCCGCUGCGUCAAAGCUAACUUCGCAAGACUGAUGAAAUAUUAUCAUUUGGACACCAUAUAGUAACAUGUUACGUACAGUGAAUGUCAGGUAACGUUGGAAUAUCUCUGGCUAGAAAAAUGGUAGCCCCUUCCUCCAAGAACAACAAAACCUGCUGCUGUUGCUGCUGCGGAGCUCGGCCGACGGAGCAGGCGGAUUUCAUGCUCGGGAACGAGGCUUGUUUGACCGAUUGAGUGGUCAUGGAAACGACGAGAGAGAACGGAGGGCCGUUUGGUGUCGACUUGAACGAAAACGAAGAAAAGGGAGGAGGGGGGAGAGCGGGCCAGAAAGCUUACAUCGCAGUCAAAGACCAUGGUACAACGCUGCUGACCGGUGACAGCGGGGGUCAGGAAGCCGUGAAGGGUCAUAUUUAUUUGACCGGUAACGGGAGGAAUGUAAACAGAGACGCCUCAAUACAGCCACCCCCACACAAGAGGGAGAUAAUGUUGGAUUUGGUCGCGGGGGAGAAGUACCUUCCCGGGCAGUUGACUGACAGCUGUGUGAUAUCUGGGGUUUGCAGCGACCACAGCGGCCUGGUAAACGGAUUUACUGAGUCAUUCGGUGAGGAAGAGCCGACAAUUAUCGGGCUGGAAGGAGGAGGAGGUGAAGGAAAAGAAGGGGAAGGAGAAGGAGGUGGGCUCGGCCUCACGGGGACCAUAGACGCUUCCUGUCCAGCUGUGCUCGGGGCUCGGGUUUCAGUGGGGACAGGCCGACAGAUGCGGCAGCACCCUGCGAGGCAGAGUGAAGGGGAAACUCCGGAUUCCGACGACGUUACCCCCGUGGAGGAGUCCAGGGGCUGCAUCCGGACUUCUGCUCUACUUGAUCGGUUGCCAUGCACGGGGAGGCACCAACGGAACUGCGCCUGCACCCCGGCUGUUCUCUCGGGUCCAAAUGUAAACAUGCCCAACGGGGAUGUUGACAGCCCGGGGCACAGAGAUCCAGAAGCUGACAUAGCUUACUGCAAACAAACUGGGAUGAUUUCCAGCCAGUUGCUGGGUCAGAGACUUGGUCUAUGCGACGUGGACUGCGAGGAAGUGAAAGUAGCCAACGGCGGUUUACACAUCCUUACAGCCGAAAGAGAAACAUGUGACUGGCCAGACUCGGACUGUUUGCAUGAAAACAACACUGACACUGAUUUCGACCUGGGGUUAGGGCAGGAAAAUGGGGCAGGGCCAGGAUUUUGUCUCAGGAGCCAAAGGGCUUUCAGCGGGACGUAUGUCCCUUCAUGCCCGGGGGAGGAUGCACCAGCGUCGCAAGAACUCAGUUGCUCCCCCGAGCCCUCCUCCCUAUCCCCGUCCAAGGACUCUCCCUUCUUGGGAUCAAGUGCCAAACUCCCCUCACCCUUAUCACCCUCCCCCUCCAACUUGAACGGUGACAGCCCGCUCUCUGAACCCAACAUCAGAGAGGAUGAGGAGGACUUCAGUGACCUUAGUUUUCCCGUCAGGCCCCAGAGUUUGAGGACUAACCUCAACCUCGCAGUGUCCCUUAGCUGCGACGCCACUCCACUGUCCCCAGACGAUGAUGGUGGAUUUUAUUUCGGAGAUGAGGGUUACGAUGAGGACUUCAGAAACGUUUUGGAUGCAGGCCGAAGGCAGAGCGCCCCAGACAAGCUGCCAGACCUGACCGAGCAGGCUGACAGCUCAGAUCCAAAACUGAUGCCAAAGAGAUUCGGCAUCGCGGACUUCUUCACCAGGAGCCUGUUUUCUAGGAAACCCAAAGAGCCCAAGGCGCUGCCCCAUAAUGCAUCAGGGUGGCGACUGUUUAGCAAGACAGCAGCCAAAGAGGGUGAUCAAACUAAAGACCCUGCCUCCCCAGUGUCCACUGAACAGGAGGAGCAGGAGAGGGACUUUGGUGUGUCCUCGUGUCCUCAGCUCCCUCUGGCUGCAGGGAGGAGAAAGAAUCUGGAGUUUGAGCCUCUCUCCACCACAGCUCUGAUCCUGGAGGACCGGCCAGCAAACUUACCUGCCAAGUCUCUGGAGGAAACUCAGAGGCACAAAAUGGAGUACGAGGAGAUGGUGGCAGGAGCCAAGAGGAGAGAGUUGAAGGAAGCCCAAAGGAAGAAGCGUCAGAUGAAGGAGAGGCACCGACGAGAGGACAGCAUUUCCAACGCCAUGGUCAUCUGGAACAGUGAGAUCCUGCCUAACUGGGACACCAUGAAGGGAACAAGGAGGGUCAGGGAGCUGUGGUGGCAGGGACUUCCUCCCAGCAUCAGAGGCCGAGUGUGGAGCCUCGCCAUUGGCAACGAGCUCAACAUCACUCCAGAGUUGUAUGAGAUCUUCCUGUGCAGAGCCAAAGAGAAGUGGAGGAGUUACAGUGAAACAAGCUCAGUCAACGACAAUGAGAGUGAUGGAGGGGCGUCUCUUGCUGACAGAGAGUCCAGCCUGGACCUUAUUAAACUCGACAUCUCCAGAACCUUUCCCUCCCUCUUCAUCUUCCAGAAGGGUGGUCCCUAUCAUGACCUCCUCCACAGUGUUCUGGGGGCGUAUACAUGUUACAGACCUGACAUCGGCUAUGUUCAGGGCAUGUCGUUUAUUGCUGCUGUGUUAAUCCUCAACUUGGAGGAGGCUGAAGCCUUCAUCACCUUCGCCAACUUGCUUAAUAAACCCUGUCAGAUGGCCUUCUUCAGAGUUGACCAUGAACUGAUGUUAAAGUAUUUUGCAGCCUUUGAGGUUUUCUUUGAGGAGAAUCUUCCUCGCCUUUUUACCCACUUCCAAACCAACAACUUGACCCCUGACCUCUACUUGAUCGACUGGAUCUUCACCCUGUACAGUAAGUCCCUGCCUCUGGAUGUAGCAUGUCGGGUCUGGGACGUCUUCUGCCGGGACGGUGAGGAGAGUUUGUUUCGGACGGGGCUGGGCAUCCUGCGUCUGUUCGAGGACGUCCUGCUGCAGAUGGACUUCAUCCACAUCGCUCAGUUCUUAACCCGCCUGCCUGAGGACCUGCAGUCACACACACUCUUCAAUGCCAUGGCCAACACACAUAUGAUCAGCCGGAACCGCCGCUGGGCUCAGGUGUUUUCAGCGCUGAUGAAGGAUGGAAAUAAGGAGACAGACAAAAACACCAGCCCAGCUUUGAGAAGCUAACGCUGGCUAGCCUUGACCACUAAUGCCAUCUCUCUUCAGACUAAAUUGAAACGCUAGGAGCUCAACACGCUCUACAACAGGCUCCACCACAAACCUUGAUGCAAACAUGAGCCAGCCAUGAAGGUGGUUGCUGAUAUUGGAGCCCCAAACUACCCCCGGCCGAGCAGAGACAUUUUGGCCAGCUGUUGCAUUGAGCCAGGGAAAUAAAGAAGAAGCUUAGAAGUUUCCUUGGAUCUGUGGGAAAAGGUGGAUGUUUUAUUCAGUACUUCUGCUGCCAUUGUCAGUAUUUCAGCAGGCAGAUUAUGAUUUGGAAAUGAAAACUUCUGCUAAAUGGUUUGUGUAACCCCCCUCCUGGCUGGCUAGUCCUAAUUCUGCCUCCAUGCAGGGAAACAAACACCACUAACACCGAGCACUACGCCCUGUGUAAUUCUCAAAGACUCUAAAAAUUCUCUUUUUCGGUGCUAAUGAUUCUAUUAAGGCUUCAGAAAUGACCUCUGUGGUUAAACUCUUAAUAAUGUAGGUCCUUUUGCUUUUGAUUUCACACUGUUCUUCAUGAGCUGUGUUUAUGUGUUUGAACCAGGCCUCUGGAUCAGAACAUGACGGGAAUCUGCAUUAGCAUGGCUUACGGUUAUAGCUGAUAGAUUAGCCUCCUACUUUAACUUAGUAGAUUUUUACAUUUUCCAUCUGUAGGCAAGCAAACAUGAACCUGGGAAAUAACUAAAUACACUUUUGCAAUUUGAAAAAUUUGUACAAUGUAGUGUUUAAGCAACAAAUAACGCCCAUCUCAUCAGUGAUGCUAAUUAAGUCCAAACAGACUGUGAUGAAAUAUUCAUAAUUCAGAUGUUUUACAGGAAUUAGCUAUCAUGUGUUUCACUGGGGUAAUGAUGUCUUUUCUACAUAGCACAAAAAGUUUAUUAUGUUGUCCUGAAUAUAAAAUCAAACCUAAAGAGGAUUUUUAAGUGCUGUUAAUGAGUGGUUGUGGACUUAGAAAGUCAUACUCACUCUUAAUUUUUAACCAAACAGAUGUAAAGAGCAUAAACAACUCUAAAAUGUCAGCUUUUUAUGUUGUUUAGGUAAAAAUCUCACUAAUUAUCAUGCAGAAUCAUUUAGAGUUAAAUGUUGGAUUUAGGGGAUGAUACAGUUUCAGAUCAGUGUUUUAAGAAUAGAGAUUCCUCUCAGAGCACUUUUAAAUGCAGCACUGAUGUUACACUAUGAACACAGGACUUUAGAGGUGUAAAACUACACAGAGUGAAUCAAACUAAAUAAACAGGGCUUUCUGUGCCUCAUAGUUUUCUUUGCUAGAUGUUACAAGGAUCAGAAGUGAAGGACCAACAUAGCUAGUUAAAGCAGACUGAUAGUAACAGAAGAUACUCAGUUUUAAAUUAGUUUUGUUCUGGCAAGUGGUUGAAGUGUCUUGAGCAAAAAUGUUGUCACACAUUACUUUAACAAAACGUGAAAAAUGUUCAGUUUUGUCCACAGGCUGAGAGAAACCCUGUUAACAAUAAAAGUAGCAGCCCAUGACAUCGCCGGCCCCAUGGGGGAAUUACCCCGCCCCCGUAGCGCUUCAACAAUAUAAAAUUACGGAGCAGCUCAUCUCUGUAUAGUCCUUUGUUUGCCGAUGUCACUGCCCUAACUGAAAGUUAACAGCUAGCUAUGCUGUGUUUUUGUUCAUUAUGAGGUAAAUUUCCCAAAUCUAUCAGCCAUGGUGACCUAUUAGUCAUUAAAGGUAUCAUAACAGAGACAUUUGUGCAAUCAAACAGUGAAUUUAAUCCUCAACUUCUGUCUCUCUGCUCUGACACAGAGCCAGGCAGCUUAAGUAAAGUAUCGGAUGAUAGAAGUGCUGUGUUCCUGCCAAGUGUGUCACAAUAAAAGCCUCCAAUGUUUAUCAUCAUUGAAUUCUGAAGAGCAACAUCAGGAAACAUUGUGUUUUCAGCAGCUACUUAACAAGAAAGACGUCUCAUUAUGGAAGAGAGACAUAACUUUACAUAACUCAGAAAAUGAGACAUUAGGAACAGCUGAAGAGUUGAAUUCAAAAUGAGGAAAUGAAACAGAGAUUUUUAAUCACUAAUCUGCCUGCCUGUGAUGACAUAAAUGUGAUUGUGUCUCUGGUGGCUCAAAAAGAGAGUUGUAACAGCAGCAGCAGAGCAGAGGGAUGAUUCCUCCAGUCUAACAGUAGCAUUUUUUUUAAAUUGAGAGGAUUUUAUUUCUCUGAGCGGGCGUGGCUUCAGCUCAUUUAACUGACAUGCCCGCAUCAUCCUAAAGCAGAUUUUACUGCCUUACUUUCCCUGAUUUAAAGCUGAAAUUUAGCCUUGUGGUUCAUAACACAGUGGCCUGUCAUAGAACAAACCUAAAACACAGAUUCUUUUGUUAUCACUUUACAGGGACUUGCUGCAGUUUCAGAAAAUUAGAAGCCAUCCAGUAUCAGGCUUGGCUGAUGCUGAAACAUUUUUUAACACUUUCUGUCAUUUCAGAUUGUAAACAGGUUUUGUAAGGAAAGUUUUAAUAUGCAGUUCUCCAUUUGCUCUUAAAGAUAUCAGAAAAUGGCACAGGAUGACAUCCUUAAAUGACUUGUUUUGCUCACUAAACAGCCCAAAUGCUGUUAAAAUUGAAUUAAACUAUCUGAGAAAUACCAAAUAGUGUGGGGUAUAGUAAAAAGUCAACUGAAAAUCAAUCUAUCUAAGGAAAGCAAGAGAUGCAGCACUAUUGCAGCUCUAUAUGUAGAUUUGACUUCCUUAGAACUUACUUUAUAACACUCCAAAAAAUCAAAGGCUAUCAGUGGCAGCCUUGAUUUGUGCAUAUUUUGUACUGUGCACUCAAUUAUUAGCUCCUGCAGCAAAUUGUCUACCUGUGUGUAUUGGCAGCCUUAAUAAUUCCAUGAAUGAAUCUGGAUUGUAAUCCUAGAGACUGUAAGGUUUCCCCUUCAGGCCUCCUGGCCUGUUUAAGUGCUUUACGCCAUCCUUGUCUCCUCCCGUUAACACUCCUUUGAUUCACACUAUGAUGUAACAUUCGCCUACAUUUCAUCCUUACUGCUCCUUUUGAUUUUCCUCAUACCCACCAGCAAAUGUGCAAGCCUUAAAAACGUGGACCAAGCUGCCACUUUGUAUUGUCACAGUUUUGACUGCAGCUUUUUGUGGUUGUUAAGGCGGAAAAAUCCUUGCGGGCAUUUAGCAGCUCUGAAGGUAGGAAAAGAAAGAGGAGUGAUGUGGAGAAGGAGACAAAAAUCAGACUAUAGCCACCUUGAUACUUCGUUUGUACAUCUUUCUGUACAUCUUACUCCUUUCAACCAAGAAAACACACGCAAAGAAGAGGCGAGAUAAAUAUAAAGAUUAGACCUUCAUAGCUGUUUUGUUUUUACAUGUUUCUUCUCAGUGAAAAUUCAGAAAGUAGGUCUGAUUUUACACAGCAAUAAAGUGGAACCUUGGCAGAGUAAAUCAUAAUAAAGAUUAAUGAAGACAAACCAGUAAAGUUUGAGGGAUCACAUCCUCUCAGACUUUAGGUUUUUUCUCUGCUGCAAUGUUCUGCAUCAUAACAGUAUUACAUUUGAUCACUCCAUAACUAAAAGAUUGUUGUUGAUCAUGAUUCAGACAUAAACCAGCAUACCUGUGUUCAAGGGAAAAAACAGUUUGGUUUAGGGGAAAGUGUCUUCUGUUUGUGUUGAUGUUUUAUGAUGUGAGUACUUUGUUUGAGAGGUGGUUUGUGUUACGCUUGACUAGAAAACAGAAAAUUCUUAAAGUUUUCUUGUACUUUUCUCUAAAACACAGCAUCACAAGAAGGUUUUGUGUGCUUUUAACUUGACCAAAGUGUUAAUUGAGUGAGCACUUGAAAAUAAAACAGAUUUGAAAUCUUUCUUGAUUUAAAUGAAAGUCUGAGGUAAAGAAUCAGAUUAAAAAACAUCAGAUUUAAAGCAAGGGGGAAGCCUCAUAGGUUCUUUAGUUGUAGCAAGCACUUUGUGAUGUAUUCACUGUUAAGAUGGCCAGAAGAUGAGAAGACAAAGAUGUAUCAGCAACUAAAAUCUAUUAGAUCUACACAUCAAGAUGGUGAAAAGUUUUUAAAAAAGAGCCUUAUUUACUAACGGGUCCAGAAUUUACACCGAAUUCAACAAUGCUCCAAUAAUAAGGUUUCAAUAAGCUCAUUACUAUUUUUGAAAUACCAACAUGAAUCCAACUUUAAUCCACCCUUAUGUUUAUUACCAGUACACUAAAUCUGCUCUCUGAUUUCUUAAACUGUGAGGUGUUUCUUAAUCUCAGCUCAUAAUGCAAGCUCAUAGAAAUACAAAUUUGAAAGCAGUGAGCCCUCUCCAUGUUUAUCCUUUAUCAGUGUUGGAGGCUGUACUCUUUACCUCCAGACUGCAAGCCCAAGAGCUGUCAAAGCUCAGUGGACCUUUUUGGAUUUUAGCAUUUAUAAUCCCCAAAAUAUUCCAACCAUAGAAGCUAAGCUUUACAAAUGACCAAACCUGGAGGGUCUUCAAAGACCCUUAAACCUUUGAAAACUCUGAAAUCCUCAGCCUGUAUGUUAAAAAUAAGUUUGCAGUAUUUAGAAAGUAAGUGCCAUGUUUUGUGGCUGACAUCAAGAGUGAUUUUAUAUCAUUUUAAGAAAAAAAAUAAUAAAUAGAAGUGAACAUUUACUGAAAUGAAAGCUACACAAAGGUUCAAACAACAACAGCAGUGCAUUAAUUUUUAAGGUUUUUAAGGGUUAAUCAUACUGCAUUUUGGACUAAAUCAGGUUUUAAUGAACACAGAUGUACUUAAUGACUAUUUAUGGUUGUGCCAGUUGAUUAUACAUUUUCUGUUCCUGUAAGAAAGUUUUAUACAGCCAUGAUAUUUACCACUCAGUUUAAGGCAGAUCAAAGAGAUCUUAGUGUGACAUCUCUGAGCCAUUGUUGGAUAAAAGGUGGAGGUUAAGGCCGUUUUCAGGUGGUUUCUCAGCAUUCAUAUUUAGUAAUGGCCCACACAGUCAGUCAGCUUUCGUCUUUAUAUACUGAGGAGUUUAAUGAUGUGUAAUCCCACACUAGACACACAAAGAGGCUUCUGUGUAUGUGUUAUCAUGUUCACUCUUUAAGACUAAAAGUGCAAUACAGUCUGUGUUUAGGCUGCAGAUUCAUCAGAGUAAUUAUUACCCAGAGUCCUCUUCAGGUCGGUGCAACACUCCCUCGUCUGACCUCACUCCAGAUUAUUGAUGAAACUUUCAGAGAGCUGCAGAGGGAACAUGAGAUUAAUGUGAUAUUUCUCCUACAAACUGUAUGUUCCAUGUAUUCAUUUUUAUUUAAGUUUUAUCUUUGCUUUCUGAUUUGUUUUAUAUUUUCAUGUAAAUUCACUUUUUUUUUUUUUUUUUGUUCUGUUUUAUUGUUAAAUUUCAGUGUACAGUUUUUUUCAUAAUGCCUUACAGGUGAUGUAAAUAAACUGUAAAAAUGUUCUUUCUUUUCAUAUAAUGGCCACUAGUUAAAUGUGUAAAUAAAUAUC
This is a messenger RNA of Cheilinus undulatus (humphead wrasse), 8639 nucleotides long. RefSeq names its product TBC1 domain family, member 12a (gene tbc1d12a). Lineage: Eukaryota; Metazoa; Chordata; Actinopteri; Labriformes; Labridae. The record is from RefSeq and is a predicted model, not a curated record. Bases 298 to 3180 code for a protein of 960 amino acids. The transcript has 13 exons.